AGAAAUUUCAAGACCAAAUUAUGAGUUGCACUAGUAUAAAAGUGUCAGCAAAUUGACGGGUAUGUAUCAUUCACUUCUUGUCUUCGCAUUCGCAAAGAACUCAACCAAUAAUCAGCUAAAUUUCGAUAUGGCUUUCAAGUUUGUAUUCGCACUCGCUUUCGUCGCCGUAGCCAGCGCUGGCUACAUACCAGCUGGUCCAGUGUACCAUGCCGCACCAGCCGUCGCCGUGCACGCAGCACCAGUGGCAGUAGCCCAAAAAGUCGUUGUGAAAUCCGAGGAAUACGAUCCUCAUCCUCAGUACAAAUACUCUUAUGGCGUUGAUGACAAACUCACCGGUGAUUCCAAGAGCCAAGUGGAGGAACGUGAUGGUGAUGUGGUCCGCGGUGAAUACUCUCUGAUCGAUGCUGAUGGUUACAAACGCACUGUACAAUACUCUGCUGAUCCUAUCAAUGGUUUCAACGCUGUUGUCAACCGUGAACCUCUCGUAAAAGCUGUUGCCGUGGCUCCAGUUGCUCAUUAUGCUGCCCCAGCAGUCGUCAAGACCGUUGCUCCAGUCGCUCACUACGCCGCUCCAGUUGCCCACUACUCCGCCCCUGCUGUAGUCAAGACAGUUGCCCCCGUAGCUCACUAUGCUGCCCCAGUGGCCCACUAUGCCGCUCCAGCUGCCCAUUACGCAUCUUAUGCCGCUCCAGCUGUAGCUUACCAUCAUUAACUCAAAGAGAAGUGAACAUUUCCAAACCUGAUUUUAAUCCGACGAGUGCGUAAGCGCCCAACGAAUUGUUGAUAAUUUUAUGAUAAUUUAUUUCGAAGUUAAAUAAAAAAUAUAUAAAUUGA
Zeugodacus cucurbitae (melon fly) is the source of this 834-nucleotide messenger RNA. Its product is annotated as larval cuticle protein A2B-like. Lineage: Eukaryota; Metazoa; Arthropoda; Insecta; Diptera; Tephritidae. Bases 62 to 712 code for a protein of 216 amino acids. The transcript is spliced from 2 exons. Gene Ontology annotation, cellular component: extracellular matrix. The record is from RefSeq and is a predicted model, not a curated record.